Messenger RNA from Leptinotarsa decemlineata (Colorado potato beetle), 1241 nucleotides. RefSeq names its product 3-ketodihydrosphingosine reductase (gene Kdsr). Lineage: Eukaryota; Metazoa; Arthropoda; Insecta; Coleoptera; Chrysomelidae. The record is from RefSeq and is a predicted model, not a curated record. Gene Ontology annotation, cellular component: endoplasmic reticulum membrane. Gene Ontology annotation, biological process: sphingolipid biosynthetic process. Gene Ontology annotation, molecular function: 3-dehydrosphinganine reductase activity.
CUCGUGGACGAUAAUUAUAAUAAUUUGGAUGCUUAGUAGUCGUAAAAAAAAUAAACUAUGAGACACCAACAGCAAAGGCUCCGACAAGAGUGACAGUACUGGUUUCAGUUAAAUUGUGGCUAUAAUAUUAAUAUAUUCCAUAUACGAAGUUAAUAUCACACAAUUGUUUACUAUUUUGUGUUAAUAUAACGACACUACUGGUUACUUCGGUCGUUGCAUCAGUGGAUUUGUGAUUAAACUUUUUCAAAAUUUAGUAUGAUUGGUUUUAUUAUUAUUUUGGUUAUUACUAUAUUGUUCCUAGUAUUGAAAUAUUUCAAGUCGCCACAUAAAUCAUCUCUGAAAGGAAGACAUAUCGUUGUAACUGGUGGUUCCAGUGGUAUAGGAAAAUGGGUUGCAAUUCUUGGAGCCAAACGGGGAGCUCAUGUAACCAUUAUUGCCAGAAAUGCAGAUAAAUUAGAAGAUGCCCAAAAAGAAAUUAAAACAUUUUGUAUAAAUGAAGAGCAGAAAAUUACCAAAGUUUCAGUAGAUGUUUCAAAAUAUGGGGACAUCCAACACAUUUUCCAUGAACUGGAAGAAACCGUUGGGCCUAUCUUUAUGUUGGUUAAUUGUGCUGGGAUAGCCAUAUGUGGCAAAUUAGAAGAUUUUGACGAGCAGCAAAUAAAACAAUUGAUAGAUGUAAACUUUUUGGGAACUCUUUAUCCAGUAAAAGCGAUCAUUCCAAAAUUUAAAGAGAGAAAAGAAGGAAUUGUUGUUCUCACAGCAUCCCAAGUAGCAUUGAUGGGAAUGUAUGGCUACUCAGUUUAUUCCAGCUGCAAAUUUGCUCUUAGAGGCUUGGCUGAAUCUCUUCAGAUGGAAGUGAAACCGUACAAUAUUUCUGUCACACUAGCUUUACCACCCGACACAGAUACUCCGGGAUUUGAAUUAGAAAAUCAAACGAAACCUAUUGAAACAAAACUUAUAUCUGAAGUUGCAGGUCUUGCAAAACCAGAACAAGUUGCUAGAAACCUCAUAGAUGAUGCACUGGCUCAUCGAUUCUUCAGCUAUUCGGGAUUUGAAUCGUAUAUUUUAACAACACUCUGCGUUGGUAUGAGUCCAUUCACAUCAUUCUUAGAUGUUAUCGUACAAGCUGUGCUACUAGGUCCAUUAAGCCUCUUAUCAGUUUAUUAUAUUCUCUCUUUCAAUUACAUUGUGAAAAAAUGUCAUCUAGAGAAAAUGAAUAAAUGAAUCCCAUACAAAAAUUA